Messenger RNA from Nylanderia fulva, 1360 nucleotides. RefSeq lists its product as uncharacterized. Lineage: Eukaryota; Metazoa; Arthropoda; Insecta; Hymenoptera; Formicidae. Gene Ontology annotation, cellular component: mitochondrion; respiratory chain complex IV. The record is from RefSeq and is a predicted model, not a curated record.
UAUUUUUUCUAUAAAUAAUAUAAAUGUGGGAUGAAAUUUUUGAGAAAUAAUUUUGUCACGAAAGAUUACUAUUAAUAAGUUAUUACUAUUGGUUGUUAAAUGCAGCUCCCUUUUACAACCGCAUUCUUAGGGUUUUAUAGACUAUCGAUAGUCUCACUUAUGAUUGAACACAAAAUAUGGUUUGAAAGAAAUAUAACAUUUCCAACACUUCUAUACAGAUAAAAAAAUCAUAAGAGUGGACAUGUGCGUUUAAUCUUAGGACAAUGACAAUAAACAAAGAGAUAUGUGAAUAAUCAUAAAUUGUUCAUAUGUUAUAUAUACGUACAUAUUAUAUUUUAUCACUCAGCGUAUAUUUUAAAAAAAUAGCAUAAAUUUCGCUAGAUUUGGUUUGCCACAGUGUGUUCGCUGGAAAGUUUAGUUUUAUUUCAUACCUAAUUAAGCAUAAACUUAGUUUAGCUUCACAUUGAACAUGUUAAUUAUGCAUUAUUAGUGCUUAUUACAUUUGUAAUAAUAUCACAAUUAUCUUUUUGAAAAAGCGAAAAGUCUUAUAUAUGCUACUGUAUAUAAUUCAUAGUUAUUUGAAACGAUUUACUUGAUUCACACAUUGAAAAAAGCUUCAACAUCACAGAUGUAGAAAAUAACAAACAGAUGUAGCCUUAUAUUAACUGUGAUUAAUUAUACGUUGCGUAUUGUGUAUGCUAUUUUUAUGAAAUCUUUUUGUAAUGCUUUAUACAUCAGUUUUUCACGUGUUAAUAAAAUUGCUAAUUUAAUUAUAUGCAAUCACGGUAUACAUAUUUUUAUUUUAUAAAGAUUUAAACAAUUGAACACAACGAAAGAAUAUCAAAAAAUGACAGGAGCACUCGAUUUCAAAAAGAGUGUUUUAAAAUAUAUAAGAAAUCGUGUUAAGCUUGUAAUAUAUGAUUACAUUAUUUAAAAAGAAAUGGAUGAAAAGGAGGCUGAUCCAUUUCUGGUACAAAAUCCUGAAACAAGCCAGAAAAGUGAAGGAACCUUAAAAAAGAAAAUAACUAUUAUUGUGGAUGAGGAUGAUCCAUGUCUUAAACAAGAUAAAAUAUCAGAGGAGAAAAUACCGUAUGAUUUUCGAUAUAAUCCGGGUAACGAUCCAAGAUUUCAACAGCAAAAUCAGACACAACGAUGCUUCGUUAUGUAUACUGAUUUUUAUCGAUGCGAGAGUAUCUUAGGCGAAGAUUCCGAAGCUUGCACGUGGUUUAAGGAUGUUUUUACGUCUAUCUGUCCAAAUGCUUGGGUGCAACAUUGGGAUGAACUUAGACUUACAGGCAGAUUACCUUGGCAUAAAUACAAAACACAAGGUGCUUUUCCUGGUAAUAAGUAUGGCGAAUAA